Petromyzon marinus (sea lamprey) is the source of this 2281-nucleotide messenger RNA. NCBI's taxonomy places the organism in Eukaryota, Metazoa, Chordata, Hyperoartia, Petromyzontiformes, Petromyzontidae. The record is from RefSeq and is a predicted model, not a curated record.
AGUCGCGCGAGGCGAUUCUGUCGUCGGAAGUAAUCGAACCGAUCCGCGAUGACGUCAGCGAUUGCAAUGGCGACCUUGAGGACGCAGCUGCUGAGGCUGCGGCUGCCGACGGCGGCUCUCGGGGUCCCGAGGCGCUCCGCGGCCUGCCGCCUCGGCCCCCUCGCAGCAGGCGGCACGGCCGCACGGCGGGGCCUCGCUCAACACACCGGGCUCCCGGGAGCCGUCGGGGAGCGGCUGUGGGGCCUGGGACGCCUCAACCACGUGGCGGUGGCCGUGCCCAACCUGGAGGCGGCUACGCGGCUCUACAGAGACGUGCUGGGCGCACAGGUGAGUGGCGUCGUGCCGCUGCCGGAGCACGGCGUCUCCACGGUGUUCGUGGACCUGGGCAACACCAAGAUUGAACUCCUGGAGCCGCUGGGAGAUAAAAGUCCCAUCGCAGGCUUCCUGGCGAAAAACUCCAGCGGGGGUCUGCACCACGUGUGCCUGGAGGUGGACGACCUGACGGCGGCGCUGGGCGCGGUGCGUGCCAUGGGGGUUCGCCCCCUGGGCUCGGAGCCCCGCGUGGGCGCGCACGGCAAGCCCGUUAUCUUCCUGCACCCCAAGGACUGCAGCGGCGUGCUCGUGGAGCUUGAGCAAGCGUAGCCGGGGACACGGCGGGGGUCCCCCGGGAGAGGGCGGGGACACGGAGGGGCGGUCUCACGAGAUCGGGCGGGCGCGUUCUGGGCCACCUGGAAUGAAGCGGAGGCCGUCAUUCGGCGAAUGGAUUGACAAGAGGGCCACGUGCACACGCGCUCGCACGCACGCACGCACACACACGCGUGUAACUUGUACCACCAGUUCAGGGCCUCCCGACAGAGAUGACCUUUGCCCCCGACUGCUUUUUUUGAGCAGGAGACCGAGUAAGAGGAACAAAUAAUCCGAUAAAAAAAACACCGAUACAGCAGAACAUCGAUAAUUAUACGGCGGCUUCGGAGGGGGCGCCGGAUUUUCAAAAACGCCGGAUAAUCACUAAUCAUCACGAUUUCAAAUAAAUUUGUUUACGAUGUUAAAUUUGCACAAAUAAACAUACAAACGGACAAAAAUAAAUAUCCUACGUUAAAAAUUUACCGUAUUUAUGGUUCCGUACUGAACACUCAAACCUCGAAGACUCUGCAUCAUGGGGUGAUCUAUAUAUACACGUGCGUUAUUUUCAUUGUUUAAGUUGUAUGUAGUGUAUAAUGUAGCGCAUAUAAUAUUUGACACUGAAAUCAAGUGUAGCUAAAAAAAAUUGUUGUCACGUGCUACACCGUGCCAAUCGCCAGACUGGUUACAGCCUUUGGAGCGAUUUUGCCGCUUUCUCCGAAUCGGCCCAGGACCGCCGGAUAACGUUGGAAUUAGCCCGGAUAAUCGCGUAGUGCCGGAUAAUCGAUGAUCUGUACGUUCGUAUAAACUGUUGCAGGUGACAACUCGCGAUUUGACGGAACCGUUGCGAUUCAGGGUCGCCAUUCGGCCCGAGGAGUCACUUUUCUUCCACGCUUCCCAACUAAGUCUGAGAGCGUGAACGCACGAACCCCGCCUGUGGCGGCGAGGGUCACAGUGAAUGCUCGCGCGGACGAUCCUAUGCGAAUGAAACCUCAGUGCGAAGUUGUGUCGCCGUCAGGGACUCGCAAUAGCGCAAUUGGACGAUUGCGCUAUUGGACAAUUGCCCUAAAACUGGGUGACGGAAAGCGUGCACUAAGGACUUACUUGCAAACAUGCAAUCGCAUUUUGUCCUGACCGCUAACCUGUUAGGCUGCCGUAGCACUAAUGAAAUACUUCUGAAGACAAAGGAAUGUCGUUUCGGAUGACCUUUCUCUUCCUCGUUUGCUUUAACGGACCCAGUACUGUCUCGUCUGCAGAUCCGUGCCCCAUUGGUACCGCCUGCGACACUUGCACCGGCACCGUCUAAUUCUGUCGACUUUUUGUGCCCGUCCUGUUUUGCACGCACUCAACUCCCGUCUCGUCGACGCCGGCGAUCCCGUUUGUCCUCAGUUUAACACGAAGGCUUUCGAGACCAAUAUCCAUAAAUGUUUUUGUCUGUCGCCUGAUGAAGCUGGUCGUAAUUACUGGCGAAACGUCGUACCCACAUUGUAAAUGUUGUGGCUUGGCUGUCCGACACACCGGUGUGCUGUACUAGUGAAGAAUAGGCCACGUUCUGUACACGUAACAACCCUUACAAGUUGGCUGCGUCGGGUGGUGGCGGGUUUUAGCGACACAUUUACGCGAUCUAACCCAAAAAAAAAAAUCUAUUAUGGAUAAUUUG